AAUUCCUCUCCUAAUCCAGGGCUAGAUUGCAUGGACCAUGGAUAUUUACUUCAGUUGGAGACAUCCGUCCCAGGUGGUGGACAACAGAAGAAUGAGGAUGACUUCAAGUCUCCAAUGGCUCUUAUCCACAUUUAUUCUUUUAUAUCUAAUGAAUGAAGUAAAUAGCCAGAAAAAGGGGGCACUUCGUGAUUUCAAGUGUGUAACUAACAAUUUGCAAGAGUGGGACUGUUCUUGGAAAGCACCGCUUGGAGCCGGCCAUGGUACUGUUUAUGAAGUUUGCAUUGAAGACAGGCCCCGUUCUUGUUAUCGAUUAGAGAAAACAAACAUUAGACUCUCAGCUCUUUCACCUGGUGAUCAUGAAAUAAAAAUAAAUUCUCUACAUGAUCUGCAGAGUUCUAUGAGCAAAUUCAUAUUAAAUGAAAAAAAUGUUUCCUUAGUUCCAGACACUCCCGAGAUCUUGAGUUUGUCUGCUGAUUUUUCAACAUCUACGUUACACCUCAUGUGGAAUGACAAGGGCUCUGUUUUUCCACAUCACUCGAAUGUCAUCUGGGAAAUUAAAAUUCUACGUAAACAGAGUAUGGAGCUUGUAAAAUUAGUAACAUACAACACAACGCUAAGUGGCAAAGAUGUCAUUCGUCACUGGAGCUGGACCUCGGACAUGCCUUUGGAGUGUGCUACUCAUCAUGUGGGAAUUAGAUGCUACAUUGACUAUCCUCUUUUCUCUGGUCGAAAAGAAUGGAGUGACUGGAGCCCAGUGAAGAACAUCUCUUGGAUUCCUGAUUCUCAGACCAAGGUUUUCCCCCAAGACAAAGUGGUACUUGUAGGCUCAGACAUAACAUUUUGUUGUGUCAGUCAAGAGAAAGUCUUAUUAGCACAGAUUGGUCAUAAAAACUGUCCCCUUAUCCGUCUCGAUGGAGGAAAUGUUGCAAUUGAAAUCCAUAAUAUUUCUGCUUCUGCAAAUAGUGGAACAAAUGUGGUUUUCACGACAGAAGACAACAUGUUUGGAACAGUUGUUUUUGCAGGAUAUCCACCUGAUAGUCCCCAAAAACUGAACUGUGAGACACAUGAUUUAAAAGAGAUUAUAUGUAGCUGGAAUCCAGGAAGACCGACAGCGUUGGUGGGCCCUCGAAAUACCAGUUACACUUUAUUUGAAAGUUUUUCAGGAAAAUAUGUUAAAUUUAAAAGAGUUGAAGCACUUACAAAUGAAAACUACCAGUUACUCUUCCAAAUGCUUCCAAAUCAAGAAAUAUAUAAUUUUACUCUGAAUGCUCGCAAUCCUCUGGGGCGAUCGGCAUCUUCAAUAUUAGUCAACAUAACUGAAAGAGUUUCUCCCCAUACUCCUACUUCAUUCAAAGUGAAGGAUAUUAAUUCAACAGCUGUUACACUUUUUUGGCAUUUACCAGGCAACUUUGCAAAGAUUAAUCUGUUAUGUGAAAUUGAAAUUAAUAAAGCUAAUUCAGCACAAGACUUGCGGAAUGUCACAAUCAAAGGAGUAGAAAAUUCAAGUUAUCUGGUUGCUGUGGACAAAUUAAAUCCAUACACUAUAUAUACCUUUCGGAUUCGUUGUUCUGCUGAAACUUUCUGGAAAUGGAGCAAAUGGAGCAAUGAGAAAAAACAUUUGACCACAGAAGCCAUUCCUUCAAAGGGACCAGAUACUUGGAGAGAAUGGAGUUCUGAUGGAAAAAACCUAAUAAUCUACUGGAAGCCUUUACCCAUUAAUGAAGCUAAUGGAAAAAUACUUUCCUAUAAUGUAUCAUGUUCAUCAAAUGAAGAAACACAAUCCCUUUCUGAGAUCCCUGAUCCUCAACACAAAGCAGAAAUACAACUUGAUAAAAAUGACUACAUCAUCAGUGUGGUGGCAAAAAAUUCAGUUGGUUCAUCUCCACCUUCUAAAAUCGCUAGUAUGGAAAUCCCAAAUGAUGAUCUCAAAGUAGAGCAGGCUGUUGGAAUAGGAAAGAAGAUUCUCCUCACCUGGCAUCAUGACCCCAAUAUGACUUGCGACUAUGUUAUUAAAUGGUGUAACUCAUCUCGGUCAGAUCCCUGCCUUAUGGACUGGAAAAAGAUUCCUUCAAAUAGCACCGAGACCAUAAUAGAAUCUGAUCAGUUUCGACCUGGUGUAAGAUACAAUUUUUUCCUGUAUGGGUGCAGAAAUCAAGGAUAUCAAUUAUUACGUUCUAUAACUGGAUACAUAGAAGAAUUGGCUCCAAUUGUUGCACCCAAUUUUACUGUUGAAGAUACAUCUGCAGAUUCCAUAUUAGUAAAAUGGGAAGAUAUUCCUGUGGAAGAGCUUAGAGGCUUUUUAAGAGGGUAUUUAUUUUACUUUGAAAAAGGAGAAAGAGACACGUCUAAGAGGGGCAGUGUGGAAUCAGGUCGUUCCGACAUAAAGGUUAAGAAUAUUACUGACAUAUCCCAGAAGACACUGAGAAUUGCUGAUCUUCAGGGUAAAACAAGUUAUCAUCUGGUGUUGCGAGCCUAUACAGAUGGUGGCAUGGGCCCAGAGAAGAGCAUGUUUGUGGUGACAAAGGAAAAUUCUGUGGGCUUGAUCAUUGCCAUCCUCAUCCCCGUGGCAGUGGCUGUCCUUGUUGGUGUAGUAACAAGCAUCCUUUGCUAUCGGAAACGAGAAUGGAUUAAAGAAACCUUCUACCCUGAUAUCCCAAACCCGGAAAAUUGUAAAGCAUUGCAAUUUCAAAAGAGUGUCUGUGAGGGAAGCAGUGCUCUUAAAACAUUGGAAAUGAAUCCUUGUACUCCAAAUAAUGUUGAGGUUCUGGAGACUCGAUCAACAGUUCCUAAAAUAGAAGAUACAGAAAUCAUUUCUCCAGUAGCCGAGCGUCCUGAUGAUAGCUCUGAUGUGGAACCUGAAAACCAUGUGGUCGUGUCCUACUGUCCUCCCAUCAUCGAGGAGGAGCUGCCAAACCCGGCAGUGGACGAAGCUGGAGGGACCGCACAAGUCGUUUACAUUGACGUUCAGUCCAUGUACCAGCCUCAGGCCAAACCAGAGGAGGAACAAGACACUGACCCUGUGGUGGGCGCAGGCUAUAAGCCCCAAAUGCGCCUCCCCAUUAACUCUGCUGCAGAGGCCACAGCUGCAGGAGAUGGGGUGGAUAAAACUGCAGGCUAUCGGCCUCAGGCAAAUGUAAACACAUGGAACUUAGUCUCCCCAGACUCCCCUCGAUCCACAGACAGUAACAGUGAAAUCGUCUCUUUUGGAAGUCCAUGCUCCAUCAACUCCCGACAAUUUUUGAUUCCCCCUAAAGAUGAAGACUCUCCUAAAUCUAAUGGAGGGGGGUGGUCCUUUACAAACUUUUUUCAGAACAAACCAAAUGAUUAACAGUGUCACCCUGUCACUUCAGUCUGCCAUCUCAAUAAGCUCUUACUGCCUGCGUUGCCUCAGCAGCGCUGGGCAUUCUUAGAGGGACCUGUGAAGCAUUGGAGCCAAGUGAACUUCACCACGUGCAGGUUGUACUAGGAGUGUGCAUGAGCUUUUGAUGCCGUCCAAAAGCCAAAGUACGUGACUCGGAAUCCUCAACCCACAACUCAAGAUUCAGAGCUAUUGGUGUUUGAGCUAAAGAAUUUCCCCUUCAAGAGGCAAAUGCUGUACGCAGAACAAAUCCCACAGCACCUGUUUUCUGUUGUUAAUGGUUUUCUUGUAUGUAUGCUUGUGGAAUUACAAGGGGGAUUUGCAGGCAUGGGAGAAAAAUGUCAUAGUCACAUAAUGUUUAUUUGCCUGACAUUUACUCCAUUUUAGAGGACAACCAAGCACAGGAUUUUAAACUUUUAAGAUGAUUCUCCUCUAUCCACAGCAUUUACAAAAGUUAAUAUAAUUUUUAAUGUAGCAACAGCUAUUUAGUGUUCUGUUUGAUAAAGAGUGCUGAUUUCUGUGCCUACUGUAUAAUGGUUAUCAAACAGUUGUCUCAGGGGUACAAACUUGGAAAACAAGUGUGACACACUGACCAGCCUGAAUCAGAAUCAUGUUUUCUUGCUUUGGUAGGUUUUUCAAACCUUUCCAUUGUUUUUUUAGCUUUUAUGCUAGCUUCCGUUACUGCAGUUGGUUACCCUAAUAUUUGAAACUUAAAUUUCUAGGCCUAUAGAUCCAAGUGGGUUUUUUUUAAAUCCAUUUUAUUUUGUGAUACAGUGUCAGCUUUAUAUGAGUAAACUAAAUAUUAUUCAUAAGCAUAUAAUUCCAAUGAUUUCCUAUGUGAGAUGACUACUAAGCAAUAUCUAGCGGCAUUACUGGCCACGUAGCUCUGAUUGGCUUUGGUUCCCCCUGAAAAGACCAUGCCCUUGAGCCCAGUCAUCAGGCAGUGGUGUUCUUUGGCGCUUCCCAGCAGGUUUCCUCCCCCUCAUCUGUCAGAUCUCUCCCCCCUGCUCAUAAGCAGUUAUCAGUCCAGACUAUCAGAUCUAGUCCUGAAGUGGUUAAGUUUAAAACUAAAAUGAGAAUGCUUCUUUCAGGAACAGUUAAGAGCUACGUCAUGUGGAAGUCAUAAAGUCCAUUUGAAUCAGUGCGCGUACCUACAGCACAGGUGCAGCGGUUGCUUGGAGAACCUUGCAGAGGCACAUCUUGAGCUCAGGUGUGCUCUGCCCAUCCUGGUUCCUCAUCAGGGAUGUUCUGGAGUGAGUGUGUUCCUAGCAAAGCAAAGUGCAAAACGAAAAAGCCCGUUGUGUGUUUUCCCUGCCCUCGGGUUGUCUAUGUAUUUUGUCAUUUGAUAGUUAAUGCGGAAGUACUUGAAGAUUUGAAACAUCGGAUUUAGUUAAGAUAGGCUUGUUUUGUAUCAUCUGAAGUUCUGCAAUGUAUACCCAAAUAAUGGAGCAAUCAUUAUUAGUUUUAGCUCUUACUGUAUCUUUUUUAAAACCAUGUUGUAGAGAAAGAACACAGGGUGACAAGGGACAAAAUCUAUUUAGGUACUCAGUUUAUGAAUCCUUCUUUUAACUGCUAGAUUUAAACUAAAUUCUGAGCUUCUUGAUAUGUGGAAUGAAAUGUAAUUAUGCACAUGCCUAGUGUAUUAAAACUAUAUAAUAGCUUAUAUAAAUUUUUAAUAAUGAAAAAUAUACCAAACCAGAGCCAUCCCUAAA
Messenger RNA from Ictidomys tridecemlineatus (thirteen-lined ground squirrel), 5070 nucleotides. Lineage: Eukaryota; Metazoa; Chordata; Mammalia; Rodentia; Sciuridae. The record is from RefSeq and is a predicted model, not a curated record.